Molecule: messenger RNA, 3009 nt
Organism: Mytilus trossulus (common blue mussel)
Lineage: Eukaryota; Metazoa; Mollusca; Bivalvia; Mytilida; Mytilidae
Product: chitin synthase chs-2-like
Exons: 9
Coding region: 1-3009 (1002 amino acids)
Cellular component (GO): cell periphery; cell septum
Molecular function (GO): chitin synthase activity
Source: RefSeq, a predicted model, not a curated record
AUGUCUAUUCAGACACAUUUUACUACGGGAGAAAAAUUCCUUAUCGUAGGAAGUCUAGUUGGAGUUUCAAUGGGAUUUUGUCAAAAUUUUCUGCUUUCUUGGUCCUCCGACACAUCAAGCGAAGACUGGCGAGCAGAUGCUGACGAAGCAAGACCAAACAUGAAUUUGAAAUUGUGCAUCAUUAAAAUUGGAUUAUUCUUAGUAAUGGCAAAAUGUUUGCUGCCAGAGAUAAGUUGGACAUUAACAGAAGAACAUGCAAAUUUAAAAGACAACUUUGUUGACAAGAUUGUCAAAAUCUUCAGACAACAUCAGCUAAUGUUUAUUUAUAUCUACUGCGUCAUAUUCAUUUCGUAUGAAGGUGUCCUAGCAUGCAAACUUAAUAUGCAAAGGAUAUCAUUCUUCAUUCCGUUGACGUUAGUGCCUCUUGGAUGUUUAAGUGGAGUUAUAGGAUACUGUUAUGAAUGGUCGGAAGAAACCAACUUGUUUGGAGUAGCAGUUUCCUGUCCAAGUGUUGACAUAAAUAGUAUAUCCAUGUGGUUAGGAUCUAGUGCUGCAUUGUUAUUCGUAUUACCUACUAGGGAUAGUUUAUUCUCGUCACUUGGAUUAUUGAUGAAAAGAAAAGACGAAUCGUUUGAUCAUAAACUGUUCAAACGUGAGAAGGAAGAGCCAAAUGAGAAAAGAAAGAAAGCCAGACCGUACAUUUAUAUAUGUGGAACUAUGUGGCAUGAAACAAGACAGGAAAUGUUACAACUCCUCAAAUCAUUAUUCAGGUUGGAUGAUAAACAGUUCUACGAAGAAGGAGAUAUUUGUUUUGAUAAAGAAACCAUAGGACUUGGCUACAUACCAUAUGUUGUUAGAAAAGAUUUGAAGUGGUGCCUUUUCUUAUCAUUCUCAAAUCCAAAUUUUCAAAAGGACGAUGAACAGCUUGAAAUCAGAUCACAUUCUAUGGACCCUAUACAGUGGGUUACGAAUAAAUCAACGAAAAUAACUACACCUUACGGGGAACAACUGAAAUGGACCAUGCCAUGUAAAACAGAAAUGACAAUUCAUUUGAAAGAUAAAGAAAAAAUCAGACACAAAAAACGAUGGUCACAGAUCAUGUACAUGUACUACUUAUUGGGAUAUAAGAUGUUGGCAGAAAAUGGGAAAUAUUGUAAACUUACGGUUGGGGGAAAUGCACUGGAAGACAAAAUGAAAGAGAUAAAGGAACAAGCAGAUAACACAUUCAUUCUUGCAUUAGAUGGAGAUGUAGAUUUCAAACCUGAAGCAAUACAGAAACUUAUACAUAAAAUGAAAACGAAUGAAAAAGUUGGCGCUGUAUGUGGACGAAUACAUCCUAUAGGAUCAGGUCCAGUUGUAUGGUAUCAACAAUUUGAAUAUGCUAUUGGACAUUGGCUACAAAAGGCUACAGAACAUGUUUUUGGAUGUGUACUUUGUUGUCCAGGAGCCUUUAGUUUAUUUCGUGCUUCUGCUCUAAUUGACGAUAAUGUGUUGAGAAGGUAUACAAGUCCUCCGGUGGAAGCACGUCAUUUUAUCCAGUAUGAACAAGGGGAAGAUAGAUGGUUAUGUACAUUGAUGCUACAACAGGGUUGGAAGAUAGAUUACGCUGCUAGUGCUGACGCCUUCACAUUUGCGCCAGAAACAUUUGAAGAUUUUUUUGUACAAAGGCGCCGAUGGGCACCGUCAACACUUGCAAAUAUUAUUGACUUGCUUUCAUCUUGGAGAGUAACAACGAAAGAAAAUCCUAAUAUCAGCACCUUGUUCGUUUUCUACCAAUUCAUUCUUUUUUCUUCAAGUUUACUUGGUUUGGGAACUGUUACGUUAAUGAUAACCGGAUCUUUUAAUGCUGUACUAAAAAUAACAUUGUUCCAGUCUUAUGUCGUCGCUGUAACACCAGUAGCUGUUUAUGCCAUCAUAUGCAUAAAAUGUAGUAACGACAAACAAAUUGCAGCAGCAGCACUACUUUCAACAGUUUACACAUUGGUGAUGGUUAUAGUCACAGUAGGAUUAUUCGUGAAUAUUGCAUCAGAAAAAACUUACAGUCCUAAUGUUAUAUUUUUCGUAGAAAUAUUAUGCAUUUUCCUAUUCGCAGGAUUGGCUCAUCCAAAGGAACUGAUGUGUCUGGCUCAUGGGUUGCUGUACUACCUUAUGGUUCCGUCUACUUUCAUUUUCCUUACGGUGUAUUAUAUGUGCAAUAUUCAUGUUGUGUCCUGGGGUACCCGUGAAAAGAAAACACAAGACGAAGCGGUAAGUUCUACAAAUUCCAAAAAAUCACCUACAGUAAGCAUAUUGACUUUUAUAAAGAAGAAAUUAAAAUUAAAGCAGUUAUUUGGAGGCAGAGUCGAGCAGCAAGCCAAUGUCAAUGAAACAGAAUCACCUGUAUCACCUGUUCCGUCUAAUGUACCAAGUUGCCCAGAAGUAAGUCAAGAUUGUGAUGCAUGGCCGGCAAUGAAUUACUUAGGACCUGGGGAAAAAACGAUGGAUGAAUGUGAAACUGAAUUUUGGAGUUAUAUUCUUAAAAAGUAUCUCCAUCCACUUGUCGAAGACUCUCAGAAAAAGAAGGAAAUUCAAAUCGAGCUUAAAUCCCUCAGAAACAAUGUCGCAUUAGGAUUCUUACUUAUCAACUUUCUGUUUGCAACGGCUGUAUUUCAACUUCAAAACAACACAGAUCAGUUAAAAAAUGUAUACAUUUUAAACGAAUACGAACCUUUGUCCAUAGUUUUCUUGUUGGUGUUUGCAUUAGUUAUAUUGUUACAGUUUAUUGGAAUGCUAAUCCACAGGUGGGGCACCUUUUUACAUCUAAUAUCAAGUGCAAGUCUAUGGCCUUCACCAAAAGGAACAGGAAAAAAAUUAACCAAAACGGAAAAUUGUAGCCAAGAAACCAGGACUGAUUUGCCUGUUUCAAAUUCGAAUUCAACCCAAAGAUUGACAAAUAAUACUGGAUAUACAAAAAACAAAGAUUUGCGCCGAAGAAAAGAUGGUAGUGUAAACAAUGCAUAUACUGACUAG